GUUAGCUUGAUUCUAGCUUGAUAAGAAGCCAUUUUGGUUCUCAUUUUGGUUCAGCCCCUGGGUUCAGCACGUACUUUGAUCGCUGAAAUGAGCUCGAAAAGGAUGACAAAAUCAAAGCAGAAAACAGAUGAAGAACAAGCGAAAUGUAACACACACUCUCACGAUUUCACAGCCGACGAAAUCGAGUUCAUUCGGGCAGAGCUUCUUUCUUGGUACGACAAGAACCGCAGACAGCUUCCAUGGAGAGAACGCGCGUCCGAACAGGAUCCAAACAAGCGAGCGUAUGCUGUAUGGGUAUCUGAAGUGAUGUUACAACAAACACAAGUGGCCACUGUGUGUGAUUAUUACAAUCGCUGGAUGGAGAAGUGGCCAACUGUCGAACAGUUGUCCCGAGCAAACUUAGAGGAAGUGAACGAGUUGUGGUCGGGUCUGGGUUAUUAUUCUCGAGCAAAGAGACUUCAUGAGGGAGCUAAAAAGGUCGGUACAACGAAGUGGUGCUUGUCUAGUUUUAAACCUGUUAUUUAUGGAGUUAAUUUUGAAAGACGAAAGUUUCGCAGCUGCUAAUGUGCUAUUUAUAUUUCAUUAUUGACAUUUUUUUAUAUCGGAGCCCUUCGAAAAAACGUCCGGGCUGCCGGUCAACUGACCUCCUAGAGACUCCUCCCCAACUGACUUGCUAACAUUGCUGGGGAAAAUAAAGACACAGUACGCGAAUACAUUUCGGCUACUCGACCUCGUAAAGAAAAUUUUCGUUUGUUUAUAAGUACAAUAAUGAAUGUCAACAUAAGUGAGUUUUAUGCAAAUGAAUUAUUUGAUACCCAGUUAAAUUGAUUGUAAUCCAAGGGCUGAGGACUAAGGAUUUCCCCUGGCUGCCAUAAGGACGACCCUUAGGAGAAAACUGAACCUAAAGAACUUCCUUCCUGUUCAAUUACCCACCUAGUUAUUGCCUUUAGUACCUAUCAACUUAAAAUCUUAGUGACAGCCUUGGUAAUGUAUGGUUCAAUAUUAUUUGUAACCAUGCCUCCCCCUGGGCACAUUCCCGGGGAUUUGCAAUUUUCUUUUUCUUGGAGGUCUAUUCCCCACCCCCAGGCACGCGGAAAGAGACAUUAGAGAGAUUAAGAUUCAUGUUUUCAGCAAACGGCAAAUGUCAGAGUUAAGUUAAAUUGAGAAUUUCUCAGAAUACAAUGUAGAAAAUAAUCAGAUAAAAGCUGUCCAGAGCAAUUCUUUAAGAUAAAACUGGUGUGAAACUACUUAUUUUUGAGUACAAGUAAUAAACAGUACACAACAAUUAAGGGAAAAAGUUGGUCACGUGAUACAAAUUCUUGUUUGCUGUUUGGCGUAAACGUGAAUCUUAGUCUUUCUAAUUCCCCACCCAACCCCCCCAGUUCCCGAUUGACCCCAUAUACGUUUUUUGCUACGUUUUUGAUCCAUUUGUGCCAGACCAGAUAUGCAUGUGCCAUUUAGCUCAGACUACACAAUUUGCGAUUUUCAAUCUUAAACGAAGUUUGUUUUCAGUUUACAUGAUACCAGAAUGAAAUUUCGUACCAGAACAAGAAUUAUUUUAUUUAGAAUGAAAACUGGAAUUACUUGUAUGGGAACAAAAAUUAAUUUUGUCCCAGUAUCAUGUGUACAUAUGCAAAGAAAUAAUUAACAAUUAAUGAAUGAGGCUGAGUAUCUUAUGAAGAAUUAUGGAGAUUGAGGAGGGUGUUAUCUGUCGAGGCGGUAGGCUGAGGCAGAUAACACCCUCCGAGAUCUCCAUAGUUCUUCAUAUAAUACGAAAGCUGAAUUCGAUAAUUGUUUUAUUAUUCAUUCAAAAUAAUUCCUAGUUUAAAAACAUGGCUAAAACGUGCUUACCUCCAUCGAUCCAUCGAUGUUAAGUUCAUCUUCGAUAGUGCACGUUUAGGUUUGUCCAGGUCCGCAAAUAUUCUCCAAAUAGCAGAUGUCGACCUUCGAGUUGUCCUCUUGCUGUUCUUGCCAUGUUUUUAGCUAUUUGUUCGCCUAGUUCUUACUCUUGAAACCAGUGAAACGACCGCCAUUUUUGUUUCCACAACCAAAACAACUCAACCUCGUCCCCAGGUCUUCUCGGUUAACGGUGCCUUAACCUGCGAAAGCGCUGCAUUUCUGAGGUCAUUUCCUCGUUAAAGUCAAAUUUCUUCCAAAUUUGGUCAUCAGUAACUGGUUAUGGUGAAUUAAACAUGUGCUUUUAGCCAAUCAGAAUUGGGAAAAUAUUUUGAAUGAAUAAUAAUAAUUAUUAUAUGGAGAUGGAAUGAAAUUAUUGUUAGAUGGAAUGAAAAUCAAUCUGGUAUCCAUGUAAACAUAUUUCUUUGCAGAUCACUGGUUUAUAAUACAGCAGUUUUUGCUGUCAUGAAAGAAUAUUAUAUGAAGUUCAUAUAUUUGCAUUGCAGAAAAAGAUUUAAACGGAAGAAAAUUCCUCACAGCUACAGGGUGUUUCAAAAGUUUGUUCCGAUUGAAAAGUGCUUUUUUUAUAAAGCAUUUGAUGCUUCUAUAGGCAAAUUGAAACUGAUUCAGUUAAGAAAUUUAUCAAGAAAACAGUUCAAAGCGAUUUCAAACUAAAAUUUGAAGAAAUAAUGAUGUUUUUGAAAUUUUGUGCCAAAUGUGUAUGCGUGCUUGCUUUUUCCUGCCAUAUUUUUCUUGCCCAUUUGUAGGUUUUCUUAUUUUGUAUUUUUGCCUUUUUUUUAUUUUCUCCGCUCUUUCACGGAAAUGAAGCCCAAAAGCCGUUUGUUUUGACAAUUUUUCGAGAAAUUCAAUCGAAAAGCUAUUUAUAAGUGUGAUAAUUAAACAUGAGGGAUAGCUGAAAAAACUUAAACUUCACAAUAUCAAAGUUUUGAGCACAACGGUAUGCAGAUAAUAUGACCAACAAAAGGUGGAAAGCUUCAAGCAAAAGAAGCGGCGCACACUUCAGAAGCGGCUCAGAGAUGGUGUCAGAAGAAUUUGCCAAAUGUUAUACCAAAAGAACCACUGCAACAGCAAACUCACCUGAUCUGAACAUUUUGGAGUGUCACUGACGAGACAGCGUACAAAGAUCUAGCCCACAAAACACUGGACGAGCUCAGAAGGUGACUCAACUUUGCCUGGAAAAAUGUGACCUUACGAAGCUCGCGCAUUCUAUACCCCACCGCUUAGAAAAUGUUAAAAAUAAUAAAGGUCCCUCCUGGUUACUAAUAUUUCUUUUAUUCAAUAUAAAAUGAAAAAGGAAUGACAUACCUAAUUGUAAAAAAAAUUAGUUUUAGUAACCAUUGAAUUUUAAGCGAAAAAAAAAAUUGGAACAAACUUUUGCAACACCCUGUGUAUAGAUACGUGUACACUAUAAUUUAAGCAGUUAUAAUUCUUAAAGCCUAGAAAAAAUUCAGGGUUGUACAGGAUUAGGGGUAUAGAAGAUACUACUAUAAAGCUACAAAACACAAAAUAACCAAACAAAUUUCAUUGGUACUACUUAAUUUACAGCUACUAAAAUUACAAAAUAUCAUGUUGUUUACACUUACUUAAUAGGUUGUGGAUGAAAUGAAAGGAGUCAUGCCCACAACAGCCACUGAACUCUUGAAGCAGCUUCCGGGUGUUGGCAGAUACACUGCUGGUGCUAUCGCAUCCAUUGCCUAUGGUGAGUGCACUGGAGUGGUUGAUGGGAAUGUCAUAAGAGUUUUGUCUCGUCUUUGUAGCAUCGGAGCUCAGACUUCAAGCAACCAAGCUGUGGAAAAGUUUUGGGAACUUGCCAACAAAAUUGUCCCUGAAGACAGACCUGGAGAUUUUAAUCAAGCCUUAAUGGAAUUUGGUGCAACUCUGUGUACUCCAUCGUCCCCAAAGUGCAAUACAUGCCCUCUGCGAAAGCAAUGCAGUGCUUUAAAGCAAGUAGAGGAACACAGGACUGCCGCAAGCCUGUUGUUAAGUGGGAAACCUUUGAAAUCUGAUAAAAGCUUUGAUUCUGUGAGUGGUGCUGCAAAUGACAAAAAUGUUGAUAUUGAAGAAUGUGAUCUCUGCCUUCAAUCAUCCCAGUGGGAUGUUUCCCUUGGUGUCUGUAAUUAUCCACAGAAAGUGAAAAAGAAACAAGCCAAGGAAGAAACACUGGCAGUUGUUAUCGUUGAGAGAGAUUCGGAGGCUAGUGUCCAGUACCUCACAGUUCAGAGGCCCAAAACAGGUCUUUUAGCGGGCCUGUGGGAGUUUCCCAACCUUACAGUGGAGUCUAACUUGGCUACGUCCAAGAUGUUUUCAUCUCUGGUUGACUCUGUAGAAAGUGAAUUGGGGAUCACCCUACAAGGUGUUGAGUGUCAAACUAGCAUAGGUGAAGUUUCACAUCAGUUUUCACACAUUCAUCACAAGUAUGUUGUCUUCUCCUGCAAGUACAGUGAAGCUGACAUUUUAGAGCGGACCACUCAAGGGAAGAGAGCUACAAAGUGGAUUUCACAGGGUGAGCUAGCAGGCGCUGCUCUUUCUACUGCAAUGAGGAAAGUGUUUGCUACUUUCGAAAAGUACAGAAAUGGGACAAUUCAACAAAAGAUAGUCAAAGGACAGAAAAGAAAAAAAGGAGCUCUACAUGAUGGAAGGAAGCAGAUGGUACUAGAAUCAUUCUUUAAAUCUAAAAACUGA
Porites lobata is the source of this 4599-nucleotide messenger RNA. The record is from the annotation of a GenBank genome assembly. Lineage: Eukaryota; Metazoa; Cnidaria; Anthozoa; Scleractinia; Poritidae.